Centrocercus urophasianus (Greater sage-grouse) is the source of this 1608-nucleotide messenger RNA. RefSeq names its product PHD finger protein 7-like. The transcript is spliced from 9 exons. Gene Ontology annotation, cellular component: nucleus. The record is from RefSeq and is a predicted model, not a curated record. NCBI's taxonomy places the organism in Eukaryota, Metazoa, Chordata, Aves, Galliformes, Phasianidae. Bases 1 to 1608 code for a protein of 535 amino acids.
AUGAAGCUUGGAGCAGAGCAAAGGCUGCCGGACUCAGGCAGAGCAUCAGUGCGGUCUGGUGAGGAGCAGAGAGAGCAAGGACUCUUGCAGUGCUCGCUAUCUCACAGUGCUCGCUAUCAACGCACAAUGAUGUCCUAUAGGAAGAGGAAGGCCUCCGGCUCGGAGGAGCCAGCAUGCAUGCUUUGUGGCUGGGCAGAAGAUGACCCAAACAUCUUUGGGCGCACAUUUGGCCAGGGUUGGAUUCGUGUCCAUGAGUUCUGCUUGAUUUUUGCCAACAUCUUCUAUGCAGAAACACUCUCAAGAGAUGGAACUGUGGGCAUCCCCCUUGAUGACAUCACACUCAAAGCCAAGCAGGCAAACCAGAAGCAAUGCUUUGUUUGUGGAGAGAGGGGUGCUGCCAUCACCUGUGCUGAAAGCGGCUGUGAACGAAGCUUCCACCUGCCGUGUGCCAAGGACGGGCAGUGCGUCACCCAGUUCUUUGGGCAGCACAGGUCCUACUGCUUUGAGCACCGCCCUCGACAGACAGCAGUGACAGCUCCAGCAAAAGAUACCACCUGCGUCAUCUGCCUUGGGCCUGUGGGGGGCAGUUUGUCCUACCACACCCUGGUUUGUCCAGCGUGCAGACACACUUGGUUCCACCGGGGCUGCAUCCAGCAACAGGCCUUUACUGGCAAUGCAUGCUUCCGGUGCCCCGGAUGUCGAAACAGUCUUCUGUUCUUAUUGGAAAUGUCCACCAUGGGGAUCCAAAUCCCAGACAGAAGACCAGAACAGGAGGACAAUGAUGCAUAUGCAUCACUUCUACAGAGGCACAGGCGCUGUGACGCCAUCAGGUGCCGUCACCCUGAAGGCAGGGAGAUGGCAGAAGAAGAGGGGCCCUGGCAGCUGCUCCUGUGCAGCUCCUGUGCUGCUGAGGGCACCCACCGAGAGUGCUCCUACCUGAACAACACAACAGCCACGUGGGAGUGUGACAGAUGUGCUGGCCUGGGUACCGCUUCCAGCAGCAACUCAGAGCUUGCCAGCUCCAGCACUGCCAACCAGGAUGGGCAAGGGCCAUCCCACAGCCUCCAGGAACAUGAGGACAGCUGUUCCAGCCCCACUAGCCAGGCAGCAUCAGAGCCAUCAUACAGUUCCCAUCUGCCAGAGCUCAGCUGCCAGAGUAGCGAGCUGGGGACAGAACAUAGGACAAUCCCCUCAUGUUUGCCAGAGGAUAUGGCUGAGCAGCACCAAGGAUGCCAUAGGAGCAGACAAACAGCAGCCCAAAGUGCUGAGUGUUGCUCCCGCACCUCCACCAGACGGGGCACAUCAGAAUCUUCCAGAGAGUCCCCAGGGGCUGCACGCAGGAGGCGUCCCAGGCAGCGGAGAACAAGCCGCACACGAAGCCGCUCCCCGCUGCAAGGUCGGGCCUCGAGUUCCCAGAGCCGGCCAAGAAGACGCCAUGGGAGCAGAGGAACAGCAGCUCCUCGUGAUCAGAGCAGCAUCCGCAGAUCAGCAAGACUGGCAACACUGAGGUCCUCGAGGGCUUCCCCAGUGCCUGAACAAAGGGGACGAUCUGUGCAUGGAGCGCAGGCUCUCACAGAAAGCCGUUACCCAGCGAGGUGCAGAGAUUAA